Punica granatum (pomegranate) is the source of this 1982-nucleotide messenger RNA. The record is from RefSeq and is a predicted model, not a curated record. NCBI's taxonomy places the organism in Eukaryota, Viridiplantae, Streptophyta, Magnoliopsida, Myrtales, Lythraceae.
AUGUGAAACACCUCGAUGACCCCUCCACCUCUGACGAUUGAAGUGAUUCGCAAUCGCAAGCAAACAGUUGAGGAUGAAAGCGCGAAGGUUUCUGAUAGGGAGGAAAAGAAGAGAUCGGAGAUGAAGCAUUCGACGGCCGAAGACAAGGGCCGGGCCUUCCCUGUGGAUCAAAAUCUCCCCCGAUGGCUGUGCCAGAACUGCCACCACUCCCUCUGCUUCGUCGGCGCUGAUUCUUACGUCGAGAAGUACCUCCCCGAUUCCUCUUCUCGUUCCGGGAUGCAUGUGUCUUCGAUUCAUGGAGCCAGCAGCGUGUUGGAUUCGACUCGCAUGGACAAUUCAUUCGUUGUGUUGCCAAAACAGAGUCCCCAACGUCAGGGACUUCCUCUGCACCCUCAAGGGGGUGGUCCUACGCAGACUGAUUCGAGUUCAUUGGGAAAAGUGAUGGACGAAUCAUUCGUUGUCGUUUACAAGAAUGAAUCAGCUUCUGAUGGCGGUGCAAGCCAGUCACCAGUGUCUGAUGGAGCCCAUGGUGCUCCCAUUGCUCCGAACAAUUCUGGGUUUAAUGCAACUGUAACUGUUCUCAAACGUGCAUUUGAGAUUGCCACAACGCAGACCCAGGUGGAGCAAUCUUUGUGUCUUGAAUGCAUGAGAGUGUUGUCUGAUAAACUUGAUAAGGAGGUUGAAGAUGUAAACAGAGACAUUGAAGCGUAUGAGGCCUGUCUCCAACGUAUGGAAGGUGAGUCACGCGAUGUUCUUAGUGAGGCAGAUUUCCUCAAGGAGAAGCUAAAGGUCAAUCAUCCUUUGGAUGUAAGACAUAAGACAUGCAUGAGCUUUGGAUCUAGUAUGAUUGAGGAAGAAGGGAGGAAACUUGAAGCAGCAAUAGAAGAAACAGAGAAACAGUAUGCCGAAGUUACCGCUGAAUUAAAGGAAUUGGAGACAAAAUCGAACCGCUUUAAGGAACUGGAGGGGAGGUAUUGGCAUGAAUUCAACAAUUUUCAGUUUCAGUUGAUAUCUCAUCAGGAAGAAAGGGAUGCAAUCUUGGCCCAACUAGAAGUGUCACAAGCACAUUUAGAGCUGUUGAAGCGAACAAAUGUUCUGACAGAUGCAUUCCCCAUCUGGCAUGAUGGAGACUUUGGGACAAUAAACAAUUUUCGCCUUGGACGACUGCCUAAAAUUCCUGUUGAGUGGGAUGAAAUAAAUGCUGCUUGGGGUCAAGCUUGCCUCCUCCUACAUACAAUGUGCCAGUACUUCCAACCAAAGUUUCCAUAUCGAAUCAAGAUACUUCCCAUGGGUAGCUACCCCAGAAUUAUGGACCUGAGCAACAAUACUUAUGAGCUGUUUGGUCCAGUGAACCUGUUCUGGAGCACGCGCUAUGACAAAGCUAUGACUCUGUACUUGACAUGCCUCAAGGACUUUGCUGAUUUUUCCUACUUAAAGGAUCAAGAAAACAGCAUACCGCCUGAAAAAUGUUUCAAAUUGCCUUACAAGAUAGAGAACGACAAAGUCAAGAGCUACUCAAUCACAGUAAGCUUCAACAAGCAGGAGAAUUGGACCAAAGCCCUGAAGUACACUCUCUGGAAUCUAAAGUGGGCUCUCUACUGGUUCAUUGGGAACACCAACUUUCAGCCACUCUCUGCGACAGUGUCCCAACGCACCGAUCCAUCAGCUGUUGGGACUUUGUACCCAAAGCGUGGGACUGACCUUAAGUUUGGAUCACUCAACUCAUAGACAGAAGCCGGCUGUAUGGAUUAUUUGUAAAUAGCCUGUAGAGUAGAAACAGUAAACUUCCCUGCCCACCUAAAAUUAUGAUAGAAAGCAUCGAUAUGUGGAUAAUGCACAGGGUGAACACUGUAUAUGUAUCUUCCAGCUGACGUGUUUCUAGUGACCUUCGAAAAUUUCAGCUCUCAUGCUCUGCGCGUGAUUACGGUGUAUGACAAAGGAGCAUUACUUUUAUGAAUACCAAUUCGUCUUGUUGUGUCUCA